GAGUAUCGUGGCAGCCAGCACCAGGUGAGAGAGCAAAGUUGUGGGUGUGUGGAGUUUAUGGGACCCCGGCUGGCUGAACCCUCCAAGCUCCACCUGGGAAGUGGAGGAGUUCAGGGGCGGCCAAAGGGAGAAUGCACUAGCUUCCUUGCCCUGUAACCCUCGGGCCACUAGUGACAGCAAGAGAUGGAGCGACAUGCGAGAGUGGGCUCCACGCUAUAGUGAUGAAGGUACUGGUAGAGGAGUUUAUCUAGAGUGAGAUUGAAGGACAUUUCAAGAUGGCCAAAGAAGAGCCCACAAGUGUCUCCAGAGACUUACUGGAGCUGCAGAGGAAGCUGUGUUUCCUGCUGGAGUCUUUCCAGAACAACUCGAAGGUGGUUGCUUUUAUGAAGUCUCCUGUGGGUUGUUACCUGGACAGGCAUCCCUUCCUGGCUCUCACCGUGCUGAUGUUUGUUACCAUGUCAGCCAUCCCUGUCGGCGGCUUCCUGCUCCUCGUGGUGCUCACCUCCCUGGGUGCUCUCAUGGGGGCCAUCUUACUAGAAGGCCUGGUCAUCUCUGUUUGCGGCCUCUCACUGCUCUGCAUCCUCUGUGGCUUGGGCUUCGUAUCACUUGCCAUGUCAGGGAUAGCCAUGGUGUCCUAUCUGGUGGUCUCCUGCCUCAUGAGCUACUGGUUUUCUCUCAGAGAUGGAGACAGACCAGGGCUGGUACAACUGCUGUGGUGUCGCCAAUAUGCCCAGUGCCUUCUGCCCUUCUUCAUUGCCAUCCUUAGUCCAUGUGUUUGCGUCCUCAUGGCCAUAAGAUACUUGCUACAGCUCCAGGCCACUGACACAGAAAAAUGCCAACGUUGACUGACAGCUGGCUAUGAAGUCUGCAGACUUCGAGGGGCUCGACCAUGAAUGACAGGCUGAAUGGAACCAAAGAUUGCUUUCUAAGCAUUCGAGGAGUGCUCUCUCUUCCCCUCACUGCUCGGGCCUAUGGCUCAGAGAGAGGGCUGGAUGUGUGCCCUGCUUUUCCACCCACUGUGACCCAAUUCCCACGGUGGUAGGGUCACCUCCCCACCCCUCCACUCUCCAGUACGCAGUCGUGACCUUAGCUGAGACCUGAGCUUCCAGGAUUGGAAGGCUUGACUAUUAGAGCUCCUGGUUGAGUCCCAGGCCCUGACUGGGGGUAAGGUAGAUUGUUUUUGAAGUUUAAUUUCUUUCUUUGUUGAGGGGGUGAAGAAGAAGUUUUUCACCAAGUCAUUUGAAAUAAGGGGUUUAAAAAAAAAUCCAAAGAGAACCAGCUCUUCU
This is a messenger RNA of Acomys russatus (golden spiny mouse), 1286 nucleotides long. It is a transcript of the gene Ldaf1, whose product is annotated as lipid droplet assembly factor 1. The coding region runs from base 276 to 845 and encodes 189 amino acids. The record is from RefSeq and is a predicted model, not a curated record. NCBI's taxonomy places the organism in Eukaryota, Metazoa, Chordata, Mammalia, Rodentia, Muridae. The transcript is spliced from 6 exons.